UGUUGUGCCAAAAGAGGACAGACGCUCAGACCCUUGAGUGGGAGGCUCGAGUGUGACUGUCAGCUGAGAACUUACACUGUUGCGCUCAACCUUCAAAGACAGUUGGACGCUGAGGUCGGCGGACUCUGAGAAGACGUUACCCUGAUAAUCUACAUCCUUUGGGAGGUCCACCAUCUAAACCAGAAUGGAAGUUCGACGUGAAAAAAAGCACGCCUGCGGGACGAUUUGUCUGAAGUAUCUUCUUUUUCUUUUCAAUGUUCUUUUCUGGCUGGCAGGUGGGGCUGUGUUGGCGGUGGGCGUGUGGACUCUGGUGGAAAAGAGCGACUACAUCAGUUUGCUGAGCUCCAGCUUCUAUGCAACUUCGGCGUACAUCCUGAUAGCUGCUGGAGUCAUCGUGAUAGUGACCGGGAUAAUCGGCUGCUGUGCCACGCUGAACGAGAUGAAGAGUCUUUUGGUUGUGUAUCUGAUCUUGUUGCUCUGUAUUUUCCUUCUGGAAAUCAUUGCUGGUGUUCUGGCAUACAUUAACUACCAAGAGUGUUUCCCUUUCUGCUACCAGCUGGAUGAAGAGCUCAAACAGAACCUGAAAGUGACCAUGCAGCAGAAAUACCAGCAGCCAGGAGAGGAGAGCAUCACACAGGCUGUGGACAAACUACAUCAGGAGUUUAAGUGUUGUGGUAGCCACAACUUCUCAGACUGGAGCGACAGUGUGUGGAUCCAGGCAGCAGAGAACGAGCGUCUUGUUCCCGAUAGCUGCUGUAAAACUCCAGGUGAACUCUGCGGCCGCAGGGACCAUCCCUCCAACAUCUACAGAGUGGAGGGAGGCUGCAUCAUGAAGUUAGAGGAAUUCCUCUUGAGUCAGUUAUAUAUUCUCGGUGCAGUUGGUAUAGGGAUUGCAUUUCUACAGCUUCUGGGGAUGAUGUUUACAUGCUGCCUUUACCGGAAUUUGAAAGAAGAUCCAUACUAAUUUUGUACUUCCCCCCUCCCCAUCCAUCUAUUCAUUUUCUUCCAAUUCAUGACCGUGGGGAUGGGUGCUGGAGCUUAUCCUAGCAGUCAUAUGGCGAGAGGGAGGGUACACCAUUGGACAGGUCACCAAUCUGUCACAGGGCUAAUACAUGAGGACAGACAACCAUUCACACCAACAGAAUUUAGAAUCACCAAUUAACCCAACCUUGUGCACACUGUCGGUGGAAGUUGGAGUACCUGCAGAGAACAUGCAAACUCCACACAGAAAGGCCCCAGGUUGGAUUUGUACCCAGAAUCUUCUUGCUAUGAUAAUGCUAACCACCACACCACUGUGACACCCUUGUAGGGAUCACUGUAGUUUUUUUAAACAUCACAAAAUUUAACACAACUUCUAAAAUGUUUUCCAAAUUAUUAUAACCCCACCACCCCAAAAAAGUAUUUUUUCCCACAGUCCUACGAUGCUGCAUAGUUACUUCAAACACUGCGAUGCUGCUGGACAGCACUGCUCAUUUGUUCUCGCAAAAACAGCUUUGCAUGUGUUUAUGUAUUCUUUAAUUUAGGUCACAAAGGAUUUUUAACUCUUUAAAAUGAGUGGUGUAUAUUUAAAAAGCAGAGCAAUAUGAGCAUGUUGUGGCCGCUUCUCUGUUUGUCUUUUUAAUUGCUUUUUUAUGUAUAGUCAUUACAAAUGUGUAUUUAAAAAACUAAUAUAAAGAACUAUUUUUCUUUGUUGGAUGCAAAUAAAAGAUACUUCCUUAUAAUUUUCA
Molecule: messenger RNA, 1727 nt
Organism: Pundamilia nyererei
Lineage: Eukaryota; Metazoa; Chordata; Actinopteri; Cichliformes; Cichlidae
Gene: cd151
Product: CD151 molecule
Exons: 9
Coding region: 185-964 (259 amino acids)
Biological process (GO): cell migration
Cellular component (GO): plasma membrane
Source: RefSeq, a predicted model, not a curated record